This is a messenger RNA of Rotaria socialis, 1017 nucleotides long. NCBI's taxonomy places the organism in Eukaryota, Metazoa, Rotifera, Eurotatoria, Philodinida, Philodinidae. The record is from the annotation of a GenBank genome assembly.
AUGAUGCACUUUUUAUCUAUAUUUUUCUGUUACGUGAUUUUACUUCAAAUCGAUGUUUUUGCUCAAUUAAGUUCAAGCUCUUGUACUCUUCUUCGUACAGCUGAUAGUCUGGCGACGAUUAUACCAGAAGUUGCUCAACUUGCAAUGCGUUUUCAUCGUGCUUCGUCGUUUUCGUCUCAACAUCAUCGACAGAAACGAUUUUUAUUUAAUGCAAACAAACUAAAAGAUGCCAAUUCUGCAAGUAGCUUAAAAGGUACUAUAGUUGAACAAAUGAUUACUAAUUCAAUACAAAAUAUGAAUUUCACUUAUAUUGCAAUUUCAAUAUUGAAUAACAAUGAAACAAUGAAUAAAAUCCGAGAGAAUAUCGAUAAUGAAACUAUUAUUCGUAUAGUUUUGCAAGAAAUUGAUUAUGAAAAAUUAGGAAGUGGUCUAUGGUCUGCUGCUGACAACAACUUUGAUUUAGAACACUUUAUUGACAACAUUAUUAAUAUGACGCAUAUGAAUAUUAUUCAUGGCGAACUUAUCGUAAAUGGUACUCUACCCGAAGAAUUUUUGCAAAAUAUUCAUCCAGAUUUAGAUGGUCGAAAAAUUCAACAAAUAUUUUCAACAUUAAAGCAUACGAUUAAUAGAUUUGUACAAGUUUUAAGCACAUCAGAAAGAUUUGAUAAUUAUUUAUUUAAUAUGGUAACAAAACAAGCGUUAACACCAUUGAAUAAUAUUAUCCAGAGAGUUCAGAAAUCUAAACCUGAAACAUUUAAUCAAUUAAUCGAAAUAAUUAUUAACAGCGCCAAUAAAGCAGCUAUGGAAACAAUGACAACAAGCAAACAACCAACAUCAAUGGCAACAUCUGACAAGAAAUCACUGCCACCAGUCGUAACAAUAGUAGAUCUUAACGAUAGUGAUGAUGUUAAAUUAAUGCUCUAUCAAUGGUCUAUUGCUAUAGAUUCUAUGGGACAAACAGUUCGAAUUAUAUUAAAAUCACUUGAAAAGCUCUAUUGUACAUCAUCAUGGGAAUAA